This is a messenger RNA of Penaeus monodon (black tiger shrimp), 1597 nucleotides long. RefSeq names its product cell wall protein AWA1-like. The record is from RefSeq and is a predicted model, not a curated record. The transcript is spliced from 5 exons. Bases 77 to 1471 code for a protein of 464 amino acids. NCBI's taxonomy places the organism in Eukaryota, Metazoa, Arthropoda, Malacostraca, Decapoda, Penaeidae.
GUGGGUAUAAAACGAACCUACGCUGCACUGGGGACACGCAUUCCACUGGUCUCCGUCACCAACUGAAGACUGCACCAUGAAGAUGUGGAUGCUGGCGCUCGCUGUCGUGGCGGCAGUCAACGCUGCCGAUAUGCCCAUGCCCUAUGACUACGCAUACGGAGUCAACGGGGAGGUAACGGGGGAUAUUAAAGCACACAAGGAGACAACGAAUCCGGAAGGCCGCACAGAGGGAGAAUAUCGUUGGUUGCAGCCAAAUGGACUCUACAUAGUAACUCGUUACUUCAUUGAUGGCGAGAGUGGGUAUCAAGCAACUGUUAGUGAAGAAGAAGGCCCCAGCAUAGCUAACUUCUACUCAAAUAGUCAAGAUUUACCAGUUACAAAUUUGCUCAGUCAAAUAAGCCAGCAAACCGUUAGCUCUCAACAGAACUUUAACUCUCAACAAAGUUCUGGGUCCCAGCAGAGCUUUGGGUCACAGUUUACUGGAAGUCAGUCAAAUGGUUUCAGCCAGACAGGGCCAAGUGGUGUGCGUCAAGCAGGAUUAGCUGGUCAGCGAUUGGCAGGAUCCAAUACUUUUAGUCAAAGCGGUACAAAUGCUAAUAUUGGGCAAUCAGGAUCAACUGGUUUCAACCAGGCUGGACUAAGUUCUACGUCACGUCAAACAAGUUCAUCCACUUUUAGCCAGACACAAUCAAGUGGACUAGUGUCAGGAUCAAAUAGAUUUAGUCAGACAGGAUCUGUGAAUACCAACCCAACAGGAACAAGUGGUCAGCGUUUGGGUGGAUUAAGUGGCAUCACUCAAACUGGAUCAGCUAACCAAUUCAGUCAGACAGGCACUCUUGGUCAACGUGUUACUGGAUCAAGUAGCUUCAGCCAGUCAGGAUCAAGAGGGCAAGUGACUGGAUCAGCUGGUUUCAUCCAAAGGGGAUCAAGUGGUCAACGUGUGUCUGGACCCACCAGCUUCAUUCAGACUGGACAAAAUGGUCAAAGUGUGCCUAGUCCAACCAGCUUCAGCCAAUCAGGGUCAAGUGGUCAACUGACUGGAUCUGCUGGCUUCACCCAGACAGGGUCUAGCAGUCAACGUGUGACUGGUUCAACCGUUCAGUCUCGGAACAGGUCAGGUCAGUGUACUGGAUCAACGGUUUCACCCAAGCAGGUCAAGUGGUCAACGUUGUGGCUGGAUUCAACGUUCGAGUCAGUCGUGGAAACAAGUGGUCAGUUGUCUGGAUCAGCUGGUUUCACCCAGACAGGUUCUAGUGGUCAACUUGUGGCUGGAUUCAACCAAGCUGGAUCAAGCAGUCAGCGUGCAACUGGAUCAAGUGGUCAGCGUGUGACUGGAUCAACCAGUUUCUCUCAAGCAGGAUCAAGUGGUCAACGUGUAACUGGUUCAACUGGCUUCAGUCAGUCUGGAUCAGCUGGUCAAGUGAAUGGACCUGCUAGCUUCACCAGACAGUUUCUAGUGGUCAGCGUUUGACUGGUCAACUUUUAGCCAAUCUGGAUCAAGUGGUCAGUUGUCUGGAACAACUGGCUUGACCCAGACAGUAUCAGGUGGUCAGCGUGUGAGUGGAUCAACCAGUUUCACCCAAGCAGGAGCAAGUGG